GCAGAACAGAUUGUGAUGAGCGACCAGUUUACGUUUAGACGUCACCGGAGUCGGAACUACAAGUGCUUGGAAUAAAAAUUCGCCGCGAACAAAGUGUUAUAAAAAUCAAAGACUCAGUGCAUUUAGUGGAUAAGUUAACAAAUCCAAUGAACAUGAUUAUGGAUAGUGGACACUCGCUUCCAAUGCAGCAGCGGACAUCGCCACUGCAGGAUGCUGCUUCGAAACCAUCGCCUCAGCAUCAUCAUCAUAAUGUAAAGGAUUUACAAAUAUCAACAACACCACCGACGCCACCGAAUGAGGAUAGCCAGCCAUUGUCGCCAACCAGAAUACCGACGGCGACAAACACCAAGACCACAUUGAAGCGUUCCUUUGAUGUGGCCUUUCUCAUGAUGCCCGAUGAACGGUUGAAGGGCUCACAGCCACAAGUGCAGGACAAACAGAAAUUCCCACAGCAACAGCAUUAUCAGCCUCCUGCCAGUAAGCAAGCCAAUUUGCGUCAAUAUCCCCAGAUUACAGUAAGGACUCCACGUAUCUAUGAUGAUCCCACUUUGGUGAUAUCCUCCGCGGAUUGGGAGUCGCAUCCUUUGAAGAGUGCUUUCACCAAGGUCUCCUCACGUUUGGAGUCUCCAGGCCAACCAGCUCCGCCCUUAAGUCCAGAUCAGUUAAGCUGCUCCUCCAUGAGUCCGCCGGUGGCCACAACACCUCCACGCUCGGCCAGUGGCAGCAGCAACGAUAUCAUAUCCAUUGACAGUUUGCCCUCCUCACCUGCGGCUCUUUCACCCACCAUGGGCUAUCAGAAUUUUCGACCGGAAUACUCUUCGCCCAACGGAGCUUUCCAGUCUGUGCAGCAACUACAAACACAACGCCUUAAACAGCAUUUCUUAUAUCGCGGCCCGGUAAUGAGUCCCGAACACCCGUCAGGGCCUCCACCACCCUCGAGUCCACCAGGAUUUAUACCAGUCUAUCCAGGAUUUCCAUUUCAUCCGAAUCCAGCCGUCGGCAUGCCUCAUCCCUUUGGAGGCCUGCCGCCGCCGGAGAUGAUGCCAAGAAUGGUACAAAGUCCAGCCGCUGCUGCCAUACUCUCCACUCUGAUACCACCUACACUGGCUUCCACCUUUACCUUGACCGCCCAGAAUGUCUGCGCCAAAUGCAACAUCAGCUUCCGCAUGACCAGUGAUUUGGUCUAUCACAUGCGUUCGCAUCACAAAAGUGAAGUGGCCACAGAUCCGAAUCGGCGUAAGCGCGAGGAGAAACUCAAGUGUCCCGUAUGCCAAGAGACUUUCCGGGAACGUCAUCACUUGACGCGACACAUGACCGCUCACCAGGACAAGGCCAGUGAUCAGACCGGCGGAAAUUCAAGCAACGCAGCGGCCAGCAACAAUGACAGCAAUAACAGCAACGGCACCAUGGGAGGCGGCAGCAACAACAACUUUCAUCAUCAGCAAAUCGGAGGCGGCAACAACAGUGGAUCUGUGGCGGCAGCGGCGGCUCGUUUGAAUUCUCAGCGCUCAUCGUCCACCUAUUCGAAAUGACUAAGGAAUGAAUUCAAUUAUUUUUGAAUUCACCAACCUGCAUACCAUGAUUGAAGAAGAGAAAGAGAGAGAGAGGGAUCUAACAUCGCAUUUCCCAAGUGUUGUGUUUUUUGUUUUGUCAUUACUGCUAUUAUUUAGUAUUUUAAAUUAAUUGUGCAUUUGUGAUAUUAAAU
Stomoxys calcitrans (stable fly) is the source of this 1705-nucleotide messenger RNA. RefSeq lists its product as uncharacterized. The transcript has a single exon. The coding region runs from base 147 to 1532 and encodes 461 amino acids. Lineage: Eukaryota; Metazoa; Arthropoda; Insecta; Diptera; Muscidae. The record is from RefSeq and is a predicted model, not a curated record. Gene Ontology annotation, biological process: regulation of DNA-templated transcription. Gene Ontology annotation, cellular component: nucleus.